This is a messenger RNA of Cynocephalus volans (Philippine flying lemur), 10683 nucleotides long. RefSeq names its product CUB and Sushi multiple domains 1 (gene CSMD1). Lineage: Eukaryota; Metazoa; Chordata; Mammalia; Dermoptera; Cynocephalidae. The record is from RefSeq and is a predicted model, not a curated record. The coding region runs from base 1 to 10683 and encodes 3560 amino acids. The transcript has 70 exons.
AUGGUUUCCCCCAACUACUCGUAUUACCACAGAUUAAAGUCACUUGGCUACACCAAUACAUGUGUGCCUGUACGUCAGAACUGUGGAGGCUUGGUCCAGGGUCCCAAUGGCACCAUUGAGAGCCCAGGGUUUCCCCAUGGUUAUCCUAACUAUGCCAACUGCACCUGGAUAAUAAUCACAGGAGAGCGCAAUAGGAUACAGUUGUCAUUUCAUACCUUUGCUCUUGAAGAAGAUUUUGACAUUUUAUCGGUUUACGAUGGACAGCCCCAACAAGGAAAUUUAAAAGUGAGAUUAUCCGGAUUUCAGCUACCCUCCUCUAUAGUGAGCACGGGAUCUAUCCUCACUCUGUGGUUCACGACAGACUUUGCUGUGAGUGCCCAGGGCUUUAAAGCACUGUAUGAAGUUUUACCUAGCCAUACAUGUGGAAAUCCUGGGGAAAUAUUAAAAGGAGUUCUCCAUGGAACCAGAUUCAAUAUAGGAGACAAAAUCCGAUACAGCUGUCUCUCUGGCUACAUCUUGGAAGGUCACGCGAUUCUGACCUGCAUUGUCAGUCCUGGGAACGGUGCAUCGUGGGACUUCCCAGCUCCUUUUUGCAGAGCUGAAGGAGCCUGUGGAGGGACAUUACGGGGGACAAGCAGCUCCAUCUCCAGCCCUCACUUCCCUUCAGAGUACGAAAACAAUGCUGAUUGUACGUGGACCGUUCUCGCCGAGCCAGGGGACACCAUUGCUUUAGUCUUCACUGACUUCCAGCUUGAAGAAGGGUACGACUUCUUAGAGAUCAGUGGAACAGAAGCACCAUCCAUAUGGUUAACUGGUAUGAACCUUCCCUCUCCUGUUAUCAGUAGCAAGAACUGGUUACGACUCCAUUUCACAUCUGACAGCAACCACCGUCGCAAGGGAUUCAAUGCUCAGUUUCAAGUGAAAAAGGCAAUAGAAUUGAAGUCAAGAGGAGUCAAGAUGCUACCCAGCAAGGACAGCAGCCAUAAAAACUCUGUCUUGAGUCAAGGAGGUGUCGCAUUGGUCUCUGACAUGUGUCCAGAUCCUGGGAUUCCAGAAAAUGGUAGAAGAGCAGGUUCUGACUUCCGGGUUGGUGCAAACGUACAGUUCUCCUGUGAGGACAAUUAUGUGCUCCAGGGAGCCAAGAGCAUCACCUGUCAGAGAGUCACAGAGACACUUGCUGCUUGGAGUGACCACCGGCCGUUCUGCCGAGCUAGAACAUGUGGAUCAAAUCUGCGUGGGCCCAGUGGCGUCAUUACGUCCCCUAACUACCCGGUUCAGUAUGAAGACAACGCGCACUGUGUGUGGGUCAUCACCACAACCGACCCGGACAAGGUCAUCAAGCUUGCCUUUGAAGAGUUCGAGCUGGAAAGAGGGUAUGACACCCUCACAGUUGGGGACGCCGGGAAAGUGGGAGACACCAGAUCUGUGUUAUACGUACUCACGGGAUCCAGUGUUCCUGACCUCAUUGUGAGCAUGAGCAACCAGAUGUGGUUACAUCUACAGUCUGAUGACAGCAUUGGCUCGCCUGGAUUUAAAGCUGUUUACCAAGAAAUUGAAAAGGGAGGAUGUGGGGACCCUGGCAUUCCUGCCUAUGGGAAGCGGACUGGCAGCAGUUUUCUCCAUGGAGAUACGCUCACCUUUGAAUGCCAGGCAGCCUUUGAGUUGGUGGGCGAGAGAGUUAUCACCUGUCAGCAGAACAAUCAGUGGUCUGGCAACAAGCCCAGCUGCGUAUUUUCAUGUUUCUUCAACUUUACGGCAUCUUCUGGGAUUAUUCUCUCACCGAAUUAUCCAGAGGAAUAUGGUAACAACAUGAACUGUGUUUGGUUGAUUAUAUCUGAGCCAGGAAGUAGAAUCCACCUCAUCUUUAAUGAUUUUGAUGUGGAGCCACAAUUUGACUUCCUUGCGGUCAAAGAUGAUGGGAUUUCUGAUAUAACCGUCCUCGGCACUUUUUCUGGCAACGAAGUGCCUUCCCAGCUAGCCAGUAGUGGGCACAUAGUUCGCUUGGAAUUUCAGUCUGAUCACUCCACCACCGGCAGAGGGUUCAACAUCACCUACACCACAUUUGGUCAAAAUGAGUGCCAUGAUCCUGGUAUUCCUAUAAACGGACGUCGUUUUGGUGACAGGUUUCUACUUGGGAGCUCAGUUUCUUUCCACUGUGAUGAUGGUUUUGUCAAAACCCAGGGGUCUGAGUCCAUCACCUGCAUCCUGCAGGAUGGAAAUGUGGUCUGGAGCUCUACAGUUCCUCGCUGUGAAGCCCCGUGCGGUGGACAUCUGACUGCUUCCAGUGGGGUCAUUUUGCCUCCUGGAUGGCCAGGAUAUUACAAAGAUUCUUUAAAUUGUGAAUGGAUAAUUGAAGCAAAACCUGGACACUCUAUCAAAAUAAGUUUUGAUAGAUUUCAAACAGAAGUCAAUUAUGACACUCUAGAAGUCAGAGAUGGGCCUGCCAGUUCGUCCCCUCUGAUCGGAGAGUACCACGGCACGCAAGCCCCUCAGUUCCUGAUUAGUACGGGGAACUUCAUGUACCUGCUCUUCACCACCGACAACAGCCGCUCCAGUGUUGGCUUUCUCAUCCACUACGAAAGUGUGACUCUUGAGUCAGACUCUUGCCUUGACCCAGGCAUCCCUGUGAAUGGUCAUCGGCAUGGUAGUAACUUUGGCAUCAGAUCUACGGUGACGUUCAGCUGUGACCCGGGAUAUACACUGAGUGAUGAUGAACCACUUAUCUGUGAGAGGAACCAUCAGUGGAACCAUGCAUUGCCCAGCUGCGACGCCCUGUGUGGAGGUUACAUUCAUGGGAAGAGUGGAACAGUACUUUCUCCUGGAUUUCCAGAUUUUUAUCCAAAUUCUCUGAAUUGUACAUGGACCAUUGAAGUGUCUCAUGGAAAGGGAGUUCAGAUGAUCUUUCACACUUUCCACCUCGAGAGCUCUCAUGACUACUUACUCAUCACGGAGGAUGGAAGUUUUUCCGAGCCCGUUGCCAGGCUCACUGGGUCGGUAUUACCUCAUACUAUUAAGGCGGGUUUGUUUGGAAACUUUACCGCCCAGCUUCGCUUUAUAUCAGACUUUUCAAUUUCCUACGAAGGCUUCAAUAUCACAUUUUCAGAAUAUGACCUGGAGCCGUGUGAUGACCCCGGAGUCCCCGCCUUCAGCCGCAGAAUCGGUUUUCACUUCGGUGUGGGCGACUCGCUGACGUUCUCCUGCUUCCCGGGAUAUCGCUUAGAAGGUGCAACCAAGCUAACGUGCCUGGGUGGGGGCCGCCGUGUGUGGAGUGCACCUCUGCCAAGGUGUGUGGCGGAAUGUGGAGCAAGUGUCAAAGGAAAUGAAGGAACAUUACUGUCACCAAAUUUCCCAUCAAAUUAUGAUAAUAACCAUGAGUGUAUCUAUAAAAUAGAAACAGAAGCCGGCAAGGGGAUUCAUCUCAGAGCACGAAGCUUUCAGCUAUUUGAAGGAGAUAUUCUGAAGGUAUAUGAUGGAAAAGAUAGUUCAUCACGUCCAUUGGGAGCCUUCACUAAAAAUGAACUGACGGGACUGACGCUAAACAGCACGUCCAAUCACCUGUGGCUGGAAUUCAACACCAAUGGAUCUGACACUGAUCAAGGUUUUCAACUCACCUAUACUAGUUUUGAUCUAGUAAAAUGUGAGGAUCCAGGCAUCCCUAACUAUGGCUAUAGGAUCCGCGAUGAAGGCCACUUUACUGAUACCAUCGUUCUGUACAGUUGUAACCCAGGGUACGCCAUGCACGGCAGCAACACUCUGACCUGUCUGAGCGGAGACCGGAGAGUGUGGGACAAACCAUUGCCUUCUUGCAUAGCGGAAUGUGGAGGUCGGAUUCACGCUGCCACGUCAGGACGAAUAUUGUCCCCUGGCUACCCAGCACCUUAUGACAACAACCUCCAUUGCACUUGGAUAAUAGAGGCAGACCCAGGAAAGACCAUCAGCCUUCAUUUCAUUGUUUUUGACACUGAGAUGGCUCAUGAUAUUCUCAAGGUGUGGGAUGGCCCGGUGGACAGUGACAUCCUGCUGAAGGAGUGGAGUGGCUCCGCCCUUCCCGAGGACAUUCACAGCACCUUCAACUCUCUCACCCUGCAGUUCGACAGUGACUUCUUCAUCAGCAAGUCAGGCUUCUCCAUUCAGUUCUCAACAUCAAUUGCAUCCACCUGCAAUGAUCCAGGGAUGCCUCAAAAUGGCACUCGCUAUGGAGACAGCCGUGAGGCUGGGGACACCAUCACAUUCCAGUGUGACCCUGGAUAUCAGCUCCAAGGACAAGCCAAAAUCACCUGUGUGCAACUGAAUAACCGGUUCUUUUGGCAACCAGACCCUCCUACAUGCAUAGCUGCAUGUGGUGGGAAUCUGACUGGCCCAGUGGGUGUUAUUUUAUCACCCAACUACCCCCAGCCCUAUCCUCCUGGGAAAGAGUGUGACUGGACAAUCAAAGUGAACCCGGACUUUGUCAUCGCCUUGAUAUUCAAAAGUUUCAAUAUGGAGCCGAGCUAUGAUUUUCUUCACAUCUAUGAAGGGGAGGAUUCCAACAGCCCUCUAAUUGGAAGUUUUCAGGGCUCUCAAGCCCCAGAAAGAAUAGAGAGUAGUGGAAAUCGUCUUUUUCUGGCAUUUCGGAGCGAUGCCUCCGUGGGCUUAUCAGGGUUCGCUAUUGAAUUUAAAGAGAAACCACGGGAAGCUUGUUUUGACCCUGGAAAUAUAAUGAAUGGGACUAGAAUUGGAACUGACUUCAAACUUGGCUCGACUGUUACUUACCAGUGUGACUCUGGCUACAAGAUUGUUGACCCCUCAUCCAUCACCUGUGUGAUUGGAGCCGACGGAAAGCCCUCCUGGAACCAGGUGUUGCCCUCCUGUAAUGCUCCCUGUGGAGGCCAGUACAUGGGAUCAGAAGGGGUUGUUUUAUCACCAAACUACCCUCACAAUUACACAGCUGGUCAAAUAUGCCUCUAUUCAAUAACUGUACCAAAGGAAUUUGUGGUGUUUGGACAGUUUGCCUAUUUCCAGACGGCACUGAAUGAUUUGGCAGAAUUAUUUGAUGGAGGCCACGCGCAGGCCAGACUUCUCAGUUCACUCUCUGGGUCUCAUUCAGGUGAAACAUUGCCUUUGGCGACAUCAAAUCAAAUUCUGCUCCGAUUCAGUGCAAAGAGCGGUGCCUCUGCCAGGGGCUUCCACUUCGUUUAUCAAGCUGUUCCUCGUACCAGCGACACCCAGUGUAGCUCUGUUCCUGAGCCCAGAUAUGGAAGGAGAAUUGGUUCUGAGUUUUCUGCAGGCUCGAUCGUUCGAUUUGAGUGUAACCCAGGAUACCUACUUCAAGGUUCUGCAGCCAUCCGCUGUCAGUCCGUGCCUAAUGCUUUAGCUCAGUGGAAUGAUACAAUCCCAGGCUGUGUAGUCCCCUGCAGUGGCAAUUUCACUCAGCGGAGAGGUACAAUUUUGUCCCCUGGCUAUCCUGAGCCAUACGGUAACAACUUAAACUGUAUAUGGAAGAUCAUAGUUACAGAGGGAUCUGGAAUUCAGAUUCAAGUGAUCAGUUUUGCCACGGAGCAAAACUGGGACUCCCUUGAGAUCUACGAUGGCGGGGAUAUGGCCGCACCUAGACUGGGAAGUUUCUCAGGUACCACGGUGCCGGCAUUGCUGAACAGCACUUCCAACCAGCUCUACUUGCAUUUCCAAUCUGACAUUAGUGUGGCAGCUGCUGGUUUUCACCUGGAAUACAAAACUGUAGGUCUUGCUGCAUGCCAAGAGCCAGCCCUUCCCAGCAAUGGCAUCAAAAUAGGAGACCGAUACAUGGUGAAUGAUGUGCUCUCCUUUCAGUGCGAGCCUGGGUACACCCUGCAGGGCCGUUCCCACAUUUCUUGUAUGCCAGGAACAGUUCGUCGUUGGAACUACCCGUCUCCCCUCUGCAUUGCGACCUGUGGAGGGACCUUGAGCAACACAGGGGGAGUGAUCCUGAGCCCAGGGUUCCCGGGUUCUUACCCCAACAACUUAGACUGCACCUGGAGGAUCUCGUUGCCUAUUGGCUAUGGUGCACAUAUUCAGUUUCUGAAUUUUUCUACCGAAGCUAAUCAUGACUACCUUGAAAUUCAGAAUGGACCUUACCAUACCAGCCCGAUGAUUGGGCAGUUCAGUGGCACGGAUCUCCCCUCGGCACUGCUGAGCACAACGCACGAAACACUCAUCCACUUCUACAGCGACCAUUCACAGAACCGGCAAGGAUUUAAGCUUGCUUACCAAGCCUAUGAAUUACAGAACUGCCCGGACCCACCUCCGUUUCAGAAUGGGUAUAUGAUCAAUUCAGAUUACAGUGUGGGACAGUCAAUAUCUUUUGAGUGUUAUCCCGGGUACAUUUUGAUAGGCCAUCCUGUCCUCACUUGCCAGCAUGGAAUCAACAGAAACUGGAACAACCCUUUCCCAAGAUGCGAUGCUCCUUGUGGAUACAAUGUAACAUCUCAGAAUGGUACCAUUUAUUCCCCCGGAUUUCCAGAUGAAUAUCCAAUUUUAAAGGACUGCAUUUGGCUUAUCACUGUGCCUCCAGGGCAUGGAGUUUACAUCAACUUCACCUUGUUGCAGACAGAAGCGGUUAAUGAUUACAUCGCUGUUUGGGAUGGGCCAGAUCAGAAUUCACCUCAGCUGGGAGUUUUCAGUGGUAAUACCGCUCUCGAAACAGCUUAUAGUUCUACCAACCAAGUCCUGCUCAAGUUCCACAGUGACUUUUCAAAUGGAGGUUUCUUUGUCCUCAAUUUUCACGCAUUUCAGCUCAAGAAAUGUGAACCUCCCCCUGCAGUUCCACAGGCAGAAAUGCUUACUGAGGAUGAGGAUUUUGAAAUAGGAGAUUUUGUGAAGUACCAGUGCCAUCCUGGGUACACUUUGUUGGGGACUGACACACUGACCUGCAAGCUCAGUUCCCAGUUGCAAUUUGAAGGCUCUCUCCCAACAUGUGAAGCACAAUGUCCAGCAAAUGAAGUCCGGACAGAAGCAUCUGGAGUAAUCCUCAGUCCAGGAUAUCCAGGCAACUAUUUUAACUCCCAGACAUGCUCUUGGAGUAUUAAAGUGGAUCCAAACUAUAACAUUACCAUCUUUGUGGACACAUUUCAAAGUGAAAAGCAAUUUGAUGCCCUGGAAGUAUUUGAUGGUUCUUCUGGGCAAAGUCCUCUGUUAGUAGUCUUAAGUGGAAACCACACUGAACAAUCCAAUUUUACAAGCAAGAGUAAUCAGCUUUAUCUCCGCUGGUCUACUGAUCAUGCAACCAGUAAAAAAGGAUUCAAGAUUCGUUAUACAGCACCUUACUGCAGCCUGACCCACACCCUGAAGAACGGUGGUGUUUUAAACAGGACAGCAGGAGCAGCGGGAAGUAAAGUGCAUUACUUCUGCAAGCCUGGAUACCGCAUGAUUGGCCACAGCAACGCAACGUGUAGACGGAACCCAGUAGGCAUGUACCAGUGGGACGCCCUCCCACCACUCUGCCAGGCCGUGUCCUGUGGAGUCCCGGAAUCACCUGGUAAUGGCUCAUUUACGGGCAAUGAGUUCACGCUGGACAGUAAAGUGACAUAUGAGUGUAAUGAAGGCUUUAAGCUUGGAGCGAAUCAACAAGCCACAGCAGUGUGCCAAGAAGACGGGUUGUGGAGUAACCAAGGGAAGCCACCCAUCUGUAAACCGGUACCUUGUCCUAGCAUUGAAGCUCAGCUCUCAGAACAUAUUAUCUGGAGACUGGUUUCGGGAUCACUGAAUGAGUAUGGAGCUCAAGUACUGCUGAGCUGCAGCCCCGGUUACUAUUUAGAGGGCCAAAGGCUUGCACAGUGCCAAGCAAAUGGAACAUGGACCAUCGGAGAAGAGAGACCAGGUUGUAAAGUUAUCUCAUGUGGAAGUCUGUCCUUUCCCCCAAAUGGUAACAAGAUUGGAACGUUGACAGUGUAUGGGGCCACAGCGAUAUUCACGUGUAACACAGGCUACACUCUUGUGGGCUCUCACGUCAGAGAGUGCUUAGCAAACGGACUCUGGAGUGGCACGGAAACACGAUGUCUCGCUGGCCACUGCGGUUCCCCAGACCCAAUCGUGAAUGGCCAUAUUAGUGGAGAUGGCUUCAGCUACAGAGACACGGUGGUUUAUCAGUGUAAUCCUGGCUUCCGGCUUGUGGGGACUUCCGUUAGGAUAUGCUUGCAGGACCACAAAUGGUCUGGACAAACCCCUGUCUGUGUCCCCAUCACCUGUGGUCAUCCUGGAAACCCUGCCCAUGGAUUUACGAAUGGUAGUGAGUUCAACCUGAAUGACGUUGUGAAUUUCACCUGCCACACGGGCUACUUGCUGCAGGGUGCAUCUCGAGCCCAGUGUCGAAGCAAUGGCCAGUGGAGUGGCUCUUUGCCCACGUGUCGAGUGGUGAACUGUUCGGAUCCAGGCUUUGUGGAAAAUGCCAUUCGUCACGGGCAACAGAAUUUCCCUGAGAGUUUUGAGUAUGGAAUGAGUGUCAUGUACCAUUGCAAGAAGGGGUUUUACUUGUUGGGAUCUUCGGCCUUAACCUGUAUGGCAAAUGGCUUAUGGGAUCGAUCUUUACCCAAGUGUUUGGCUAUAUCAUGUGGGCACCCAGGAGUUCCAGCCAAUGCUAUCCUAACUGGAGAACUGUUUACAUAUGGGGCCAUAGUUCACUACUCAUGCAAAGGUGGCCGAAGUCUUAUAGGAAACAGCACUAGAGUUUGUCAAGAAGACAGUCACUGGAGUGGAACACUGCCCCACUGCACAGGAAAUAAUCCUGGAUUUUGUGGUGAUCCAGGGACCCCAGCACAUGGGUCUCGUCUUGGGGAUGAAUUUAAGACGAAGAGUCUCCUCCGCUUCUCUUGUGAGAUGGGCCACCAGCUAAGGGGCUCUCCCGAGCGAACAUGUUUGCUCAAUGGGUCAUGGUCAGGACUGCAGCCCGUGUGUGAGGCUGUGUCCUGUGGAAAUCCCGGCACACCCACCAAUGGCAUGAUUGUCAGCAGUGACGGCGUCCUGUUCUCCAGCUCGGUCAUCUACGCUUGCUGGGAAGGCUAUAAGACCUCAGGCCUGAUGACCCGGCAUUGCACAGCCAACGGGACCUGGACGGGCACAGCACCAGACUGCACAAUUAUAAGUUGUGGAGAUCCGGGUACGCUGGCAAAUGGCAUCCAGUUUGGGACUGAUUUCACCUUCAACAAGACUGUGAGCUAUCAGUGUAACCCUGGCUAUCUUAUGGAGCCCCUGACGUCAUCCACCAUUCGCUGUACCAAAGACAGCACGUGGAAUCAGAGCAAACCCGUCUGCAGAGCUGUCCUGUGCAGUCACCCUCCUCAAGUGCACAAUGGAAGAGUGGAAGGGACUGAUUUCCGCUGGGGCUCCAGUGUAAGCUACAGCUGCGUGGACGGCUACCAGCUCUCUCACCCGGCCAUCCUCUCCUGCGAAGGGCAUGGGGUGUGGAAGGGAGAAGUUCCCCAGUGCCUGCCUGUGUUCUGUGGAGACCCUGGUAUCCCUGCCGACGGGCGACUUAGUGGGAAAAGUUUCACCUAUAAAUCUGAAGUCUUCUUCCAGUGCAAAUCUCCUUUUAUACUAGUGGGAUCUUCAAGAAGAAUCUGCCAAGCUGAUGGCAUGUGGAGUGGUAUACAACCUACCUGCAUUGAUCCUGCUCAUAACACCUGCUCAGACCCUGGUACUCCACACUUCGGAAUACAAAAUAGCUCUAGAGGAUAUGAGGUUGGAAGCACAGUUUUUUUCAGGUGCAGAAAAGGUUACCACGUUCAAGGUUCUACAACUCGGACUUGCCUUGCAAAUUUAACAUGGAGCGGGAUACAGACUGAAUGUAUACCUCAUGCCUGCAGACAGCCAGAAACCCCAGCACAUGCCGAUGUGAGAGCGAUCGAUCUUCCUACUUUUGGCUACACCUUAGUGUAUACCUGCCAUCCAGGAUUCUUCCUUGCAGGUGGAUCUGAGCACAGGACAUGUAAAGCAGAUAUGAAAUGGACAGGGAAGUCACCUGUUUGUAAAAGUAAAGGAGUGAGAGAAGUUAAUGAAACAGUUACUAAAACUCCAGUUCCUUCAGAUGUAUUCUUCAUCAAUUCAGUAUGGAAAGGAUAUUAUGAGUAUUUAGGGAAGAGACAACCCGCAACUCUAACUGUUGACUGGUUCAAUGCGACAAGCAGUAAGGUGAACGCAACCUUCACCGAAGCUUCUCAAGUGGAGCUGAAAUUGACAGGAGUUUACAAGAAGGAGGAGGCCCACUUACUUCUGAAAGCUUUUCAAAUGAAAGGUCCAGUGGACAUUUUUGUAAGCAAGUUUGAGAAUGACAACUGGGGACUAGAUGGUUAUGUAUCAUCAGGACUGGAAAGAGGAGGAUUUACUUUUCAAGGUGACAUACAUGGAAAAGACUUUGGAAAAUUCAAGCUUGAAAGGCAAGAUCCCUUAAGCUCUGAUCAAGACUCUUCGCAUCAUUACCAUGGCACCAGCAGUGGCUCUGUGGCAGCUGCCAUUCUGGUUCCAUUCUUUGCUCUAAUUUUAUCAGGUUUUGCAUUUUACCUCUACAAACACAGAACAAGACCAAAAGUUCAAUACAAUGGCUAUGCUGGACAUGAAAAUAGCAAUGGACAAGCUUCGUUUGAAAACCCCAUGUACGAUACAAACUUAAAACCUACAGAAGCGAAGGCUGUGAGGUUUGACACAACUCUGAACACAGUUUGUACAGUGGUAUAG